UUUUUUUUCAAACGAUGAAAUCUUCAAUUUUAAUUAUGGACAAACACAACUUAUGUUAGACAAUUUUGUUGAAGCAGAAAAAAUUUUAAAACAAAUAAAUGGACAUCAGACAACUUCAACACUAAUUUAUUGUCUUUGCUUAGCUCGUGCACAAAUUGCGAAUGGGAAUGGAAAAGAGGCUUGGGGGGUUUAUCAGAAGGAGAAACACAUUCCAAAUUCACAAAUGAUUUUGAGGUUGAUUGCUAAUGAUUGUUAUCGGUGA
Molecule: messenger RNA, 262 nt
Organism: Meloidogyne enterolobii
Lineage: Eukaryota; Metazoa; Nematoda; Chromadorea; Rhabditida; Meloidogynidae
Source: the annotation of a GenBank genome assembly